Amblyraja radiata (thorny skate) is the source of this 652-nucleotide messenger RNA. RefSeq lists its product as uncharacterized. The transcript has 4 exons. The record is from RefSeq and is a predicted model, not a curated record. NCBI's taxonomy places the organism in Eukaryota, Metazoa, Chordata, Chondrichthyes, Rajiformes, Rajidae. The coding region runs from base 32 to 652 and encodes 206 amino acids.
UCCAGGUCUCUUCUUGAACUCAAUUCAAAAGAUGCCCAACUCUGACUGUGGUUCAAAAGCCAGAAAAAAGGGAACAAAAUAUGGCAAGCUGUCUCAGAGUGGGAACAAGUCAGGGUCUGGUGGCAAAACCCUUACCCUGAGACAGCAGUGUAUCAUCGACAAACGGGGUUUCAUCAAUUCACAAAGAGUACGAGUGGAGAGGAGACAGAGCACCAUGAAGUUUGACAAGAAGAAGCCACUCCCCACUAUGUCCAGUGAAGAGGUGGUUGAUCCACUUGAGGGAACCUCUGGAUCCACCCCCUCCACCAGUCAGCAGCACAACAAGACGAGCAGGACCACUGCAGGCUUCACCCCAACAGCAACUGGGGUAGAGGAGAGAGAGGCAAGUCGCCCUGAGCUGAUCAAGGCACGCAUGCAACAGGCAACAGAGGCCGGGGAGGCUAGACAGGCCAUGACACAGCCCCAGACACCACAUGAGAGGGCUGUUGAUAUCUUCCAGGGAUUCUUAAAGACUGAGCUGCUCAAGAUACCAGAGAACAUGUGGUUCAAAUACACCAUGGCUGCCAUGACGGUGGCCCAUAACUUCUCCCAGCCGGUAAAUAUUUUAAGUAAUUUUUGUGGAAUCUUGGGGAAAUUUGAUUUUAAUAUUUGA